GCCGAAAGCCAAUCUCAACCUCCGAAUCUCUAAAGGAAAGAUGGUUACAGCAGGAAAACAUCUGUCUGUAUACACCCAUGCAUGGAAAGUUCUCCAAAAAGAAUGACAAACAUUUCAAAAGUUAGUCUCUCUCCCUCAAUUAUAUUAAGAAGGGGAGAGAACUCUCAUUGCCUGCAUAUCUCUUCUUUUUUAGAAAUUCAAGAAAAUGGGUUGUGGAAAAUCAAAACAUGAUGUUGCCGCUGGAAACACCAUCACCCGUAAGAAAUCUGAUGUGGGUAGCAACAAAAGCAAUUAUAAGGACUUGGAGCCUACAGUCAACGCAAGCAUAUUGGAGGAACAAAAAGAAAAGCAAAUUCCUAGCCAAGAGUCAUCAAAAGAGCUUGUCGCUGGUGUUCGGGAUGUAAAUGUAAUGAUUGUUGCUGGUGUUCAGGAUGGAAAUGUAGAGGCUGUCGCUAGUGAACAAGAUGCAAAUGUAGAGGCUGUCGCUAGUGAACAAGAUGCAAAUGUAGAGGCUGUCGCUGUUGUACAGGAUGCAAAUGUAGAGGGUGUCGCUAGUGAACAAGAUGCAAAUGUAGAGGCUGUCGCUGUUGUACAGGAUGCAAAUGUAGAGGUUGUCGCUAGUGAACAAGAUGCAAAUGUAGAGGCUGUCACUGUUGUACAGGAUGAGGCUGUCGCUGUUGUACAGGAUGCAAAUGUAGAGGUUGUUGCUGUUGUACAGGAUAUUGCAAAUGAGAAAGAAGAAUUGAAGGGAGGAGGAAAAGAUGUGGAGAUUAAAGAAGAAAGUGUUGUCGAGAAGCAGGAACCAGGAAAGUUGAUUUCAGAAGAGUCGUCAGAUAACGUUUCUGAUGGAAAGUCUGAGAAGGAGAGUUUGUCAAAUGAGAGUGCUAAAUUGGAUGAUGAUGCCAAGGAAACAUUGGUUGAGAAAGAAACAAAACAAGAAGCAGAAAAUGAAGAGCCUCAAGCCAUGAAGCAAGAGAAUGCUGACGAGGAGCCAGAAGCUGCAAACCCUAUAACUGCUGAGCUAGAAGUUGCAAGCCCUACUACAAAUUAAGAAGCAGGAGAAUUCUCAGGUCUAUAUGUUACUGCAUGAAAGAUAUUCAAAUGAACUAACAGAACACAACUUUUCUUCAAGAUAAGCUGGUGCGUGGGUUCACCAAGAAAGGAUUUGAAGUCAGCCUGAGAGGAAAGUCAGGAUAUGUGAAACUUAUAGCUGUAUGCCUUGUAUUUAUUUAUCAAGUAAAUUGUUUUUCUAGUUUAUGUGGUAAUUUGCAACAUCCAUUGAAAGAACUCAUCAGAACUGUCAAGAUUAAUCAUAAAUUUGUUAUUCUCCUCA
Molecule: messenger RNA, 1333 nt
Organism: Populus trichocarpa (black cottonwood)
Lineage: Eukaryota; Viridiplantae; Streptophyta; Magnoliopsida; Malpighiales; Salicaceae
Exons: 2
Coding region: 206-1051 (281 amino acids)
Source: RefSeq, a predicted model, not a curated record